This is a messenger RNA of Acanthosepion pharaonis, 879 nucleotides long. Lineage: Eukaryota; Metazoa; Mollusca; Cephalopoda; Sepiida; Sepiidae. The record is from the annotation of a GenBank genome assembly.
AUGUUGUCAUUAGAAAUUUCUUUCUCAUUUAAGUUUUUAAUUUUUCUAUUUUGCUUGGGUAUUCUCUGUAAACAGCAAUCUAUCUAUCAAUCUGUCUAUUCAUCUAUCAAUCUAUCUCAAUCUCUAGCUCAUUUUGUUCAUAAUCUAUCUAUCUAUCUAUCUAUCUCUCUCUAUCUCUCUCUCUCUCUCUAUCUAUCUAUCUAUCUAUGUUAUUCUGACGAAAUGCGUCAACCGAAUAUCCGAUUUAUUCUUAAUUUCCCUAACAUUGUUCUGCUUUAUAUAAAAUUUAUAUAUUGUUUUCUCACACGCACACAUCUAUCUAUCUAUCUAUCUAUCUAUCUAUCUAUCUAUCUAUCUAUCUGUCUUCUUUCAUUAUCUAUCUAUCUCUAUCUAUACCAGCCAACUAUGUGUAUCUAUCUAUCUAUCUAUCUAUCUAUCUAUCUAUCAGAGUCUCUUUUAUAUCUAUCUAUCUGUCUAUGUAUCUAUCUUUCUGUUAGUCUUAUCCCGUGUCGAAUUCUUCUGACGUCAUGUACACCAUCACGUGAUCACACAGCUGAAAUCCGCCUUCAUUGUCACCAUUUGUUCAUAUUGCUUCGGUGUUCUUCUCCUACAUACUUACCUCUUACCUUUCCUCACUCCCACUUUGCCACUGCCACUCUCUUACCUCUUACCUUUCUUCACUCCCACUUUGCCACUGCCAUUCCCUUACCUCUUACCUUUCCUCACUCCCACUUUGCCACUCCCUUACCUCUUACCUUUCCUCACUCCCACUUUGCCACUGCCACUCCCUUACCUCUUACCUUUCCUCACUCCCACUUUGCCACUCCCUUACCUCUUACCUUUCCCCACUCCCACUUUUAUCCACUUAAUCAAAUUUAG